AGUGAUUCAAGUCUCUUCGCUCCGAUCGCAACACUUUGCAUUGCUCUUGGCCUUGUGCUCUAGUGAAACCACGGCGGUCGCGGCUCGCGGCGCUACGUUUUUAGUAUUUUAGUGUGUGUGUGACAAGAAAGCCUCAACAUUGCGCUGCACCAGCUAAGGCCUGCUGGCCCAAUGCCCUUCAACAUGCCCAUGCGCAUCGAUAAUGGAUUAAUGUUUUCGCAACCCCCUGAUGUCAUAAAACAGCAUAUAAUGGUUGCCGAAGUCGUGGGCCGCAGCCAGAGUGGUUCCCCUGUAAAUGGUGAAAUCCCACAUUUGAACUCCAAUAUGCCAUCUCACGGAAGAGAAAUGCUCAACACUUCCUCGCCCAGUGAUGAAUAUUCACAAGGUUCCAACUACAACAUGUCAUCUGCCAAACACAAAGAACUGUUCUCUCAGCGCAAGCAGCGCGAAUUUACGCCAGACAACAAAAAGGAUGACAGCUACUGGGACCGCCGACGUAGAAAUAAUGAAGCUGCUAAGAGAUCGAGAGAGAAAAGGAGAUUCAACGAUAUGGUUUUGGAACAGCGUGUAGUCGAAUUAACGAAGGAAAACGCUAUACUAAAGGCUCAGUUAGAAGCUAUCAAGGAAGAGUACGGGAUCUGUGGGGAAAACGUUGUUUGCGUGGAAAAGGUUCUAGCCAAUUUACCGUCUAGCGAGCAAGUCCUCAGUAUCUCCAAGAGACAGAAAAUCAACCACCCAGCUACUCCUCUGAUGUUCGGUUCACCCAGUCCUAUUCCCACUCCUGUCAUUCACCAGCCGGUGAUGGGAUCACCGCCACCACAGCCCUUGCCACACGCCCACAACAUUCUUCAUAUGCCACCCUCUCACCUAGAACCCGCAUAUAGGGAACCGGAUUACCAUCCGCACUACCAGUUCCCCUACCACCACCAUCACCCCAGCAUGCAGUACGACUCGGACAACGCCCUGAACCUGUCCAGAUCCAGGUCCAGAGUUCAGUCGCCCUUCGAGGUUUCCAGCAAUUCGGGCGACGAGAGUGCUCCCAUCGUCUUGACCACGAACGAACCCAAUAACAGCCUACCCCUGAAGCUGAGACACAAAUCGCACCUCGGAGAUAAAGAUGCCGCCAGCGCCUUGCUCUCCCUCCAGAACAUCAAACAGGAACCCGGACCGCGCGCCAGUCCCCCUUGGGAUGGGGAGGGAUCGAGCGAUGAGAGGGAUUCCGGUAUCUCCCUGGGAGCCGAAUGGACUGCCACAGCUGCUGCAGCGGCGACCUUGCAGACCCUCAAGCAGUCCCAGCACCAGGUGAUGCAAGACGCCUCGCACGGUGACAACACGGCCAAGCAUAGGUUGCAUUCGGAAUUGGCGAGGAUCUCGACUGAAGUGGAGCACCUCAAGUCGAUGAUCACCAUGAAAGACAAAGAGGCUCCCCAGCAUUAAAUUAAUUAAGUUGUGAUGUGAUUUGAUGAAGUGGUUCGAAAGAAGUCCACUGAUUUUGUGAUGAUUCUCAUGAUGGAGAUUGGACAUAUCGUGCUCCGAGUGAGCAUAUUUAUUAUAUUUUUAAGUAUUUAUUUGUUGGUUAAUAAUUCAAUCGGAGGAUAUUUCACCGCGCACAAUAACGUAGCUUUCAUUUUGCCAAUCUAUUCCUAUGACAAUUGUUGUUCUAAUAAAAUUGCGUGUCUUGGCGCUUUCAUUAGAUAUUACUUCAACACUUUUUGUCAACUUAUAUAAAUUUUUUGAUACAAGGUCCUGUACUACAUCUGUCAUAGCUGAUUUCACCUUGUAUCAUCAUAGGAAUUAACGUACCUUUCAUUCUUAGCUGAAAAUAUGUGUGAUUUUUGUAAACUAUUUAUCUUUAUGUAAAAAUGUAUGUAUUUUUGUUAUUCACCGUACACGACGGUUAAUAUUACGUUAUGUUAUCUCAUUAUUGUAUAUUUAUAAAUAUCUAUCAUAAGACUCUUGCUGGACCUUACCUCAAAACUCAAAAUCCAGUUUUUGAAUCUUAUAUUUUUUGUGAGAUAUAUGAAUCUGUAGACUGUCCAGCUUAAACAUAAUUAUUAUGCAUAUUUUAAAGAAAAUAUCGAUAUUUUCAUAUUACCGAUUGAUGUAUCCUAAUUAUGUAAUAAAUAAUAAAUAAAUAUUUGCAUCGUUUUUUC
Messenger RNA from Phaedon cochleariae (mustard beetle), 2153 nucleotides. Lineage: Eukaryota; Metazoa; Arthropoda; Insecta; Coleoptera; Chrysomelidae. The record is from the annotation of a GenBank genome assembly.